AAUUUUUCUGAGGAUGUGUGGGCAGCCAUGACUGUCGAUCAGAAGUGAAUACUAGAAAUUGUGAGGUUCCAGGCAGCGACUGCGGCCGCACCUUGGUGCUGGACAGGUUGGCGCGGCAGUGUGCGCUGCGGCCUCGUUGUGGGAAGGUGGAGUGGUGGCGCUCAGCUGAUUCCAGUCCCUCCAUCCACUUCCUCUCCUCCCCACUUGUCCGUUGACUCUUCGUCUGUUCAGUCAUCUUCGUCGGUACAGCGACCCUCAAAUACCAGGGACGAAAAAAAAAGAAGGAUUCCCCAUCGAGCUAUCAUAAUCCGAUGUCAGUCCUCCGUAUAUUUAUUAUCUGAGAUGUAAGAACAAAUGUGUCUAGGACGGCAGGGCCAGUUGAGAGAAAACUCUCUUCCCUUCGGAAUCUCCACAGGCACGAGGUAGCGUCGUUCCCUACUGGUUUACCGCUGUUACUACUGCCUUGACCACCGACCGCGCCUUACAGUUAAUGCCAUCUACCGCCGCCGUCGUCACCACAACAGCUUGACUCAAUCCUCCGUUUACUGCAUGUGCCCCUGUCAUCAUUAACAAUAUUCCACCAUAGCUACUUGACACACACCAGUGAGCGCACUGUGACGCAAUGAUCUGAGAGCCGCCCCGGAUUUAUUGUUCCCGGCAUUAGCACCUCCCAUUGGUGUAGAACAGCCCCGCCCGUACAACGCCCUUCCCCUCCAGCAGGUGUGAGCAUGGUGUGUGGCUCCCCGACCUCAUGACUCCUAGAGGUCGAUGGUCUGCGCGUAAGUGAAGUUACCCUCUCCUUGGUGAACCGGCUACCCCGUAUCCUGGCCAUAUCUCUGCUUUGCGCCAGUUGCUGCAGGAACCUCAACCUUCUUCGAGGUGCUGGGAGCGUGAUUUCACUUUUAAGACGUCGGCUGCCAGAGCCCGGAGGGAAUGGCGGCAGCGGCGGCGGCGGUGGUGAUGGUGGUGGCGGUCGUCUUGUCCCUCACCUCCCUCUCUCUCGCAGACGGUGGCGGCGACGGGGACGACAAUGACGCAACUUCAUCUCGGCUGGAGGUUCAGGAGCUGUCUGGGGAAGCCGAUUUUCGCUCCAUUAAGCUCCAUUGGCGGUACAAGGGCGAUCCUGAGCAGAUUCACCUCUUCUCCAUCAAUUACUGCGAGAGCCAGCAGUGGGGAAAGUACCGCUGCAGGAACAAGCUGCUGCAGGAACGGGAGGCGCGCCGCAUGAAGCAGCCUGGCGCCAGGCAGCAGGAGUUCGAGGUAGAGGUGAAGGGGCUGCGCAUGGCCACCAACUACACGAUAGAAGUGACGCCCGUGCUGCGCGGCGACACUCUGGCCGAGGCACCUCCAAUGGGUAGAGAGGUGGCCGUCAAGACCAAGGGGUUCUCGGCGCGCGCCACCCAGUGUCUCGCCAACUCGAGCGUGGUGGAGGUGGAGACGGGACCAAACUUCGGAGGCAAGAUCUCUGUGGAAGGCAGCGAUGACCCGAGAUGCUGGACGCAGGGGCGGCAGGACUUGGGCCAGACCACAUACCUGCUCACCAUUGACCACGACUUGUGCGGCAGCGAGGUGCACAACACGUCCGUCACGAGCUUCAUCAUCGUCCAAGAGAACCUGCCCAUCCUGACCCACUCCACCCGCAGGUUCCUCGUGAAGUGCAACUACAUCCCAGAGACCUUCACCGUCAGGGCAGGCGUGAGUCUGCCAAACGAGGAAAACGAAGAGGAGGAGGAGGGACCUCUCUCCCGUGGACCAGGCCAUCUUCGAGCUCGACCCUUCAGAGCUGUUCGACUCCGCCAACAACAUCUUUGACUCGAGGCUUUCCAGAGGACAUUGGCAGGGCUCUCAAGAUGUCCGCCGAGGAGGUUGACAAAGGUAGGGAAGAGGAAG
Molecule: messenger RNA, 1890 nt
Organism: Scylla paramamosain (green mud crab)
Lineage: Eukaryota; Metazoa; Arthropoda; Malacostraca; Decapoda; Portunidae
Exons: 8
Coding region: 934-1812 (292 amino acids)
Source: RefSeq, a predicted model, not a curated record